UAGGAACCUGUUAGAAGGGCAUAUUCUGGAGCCCUACGCCAGACGUACUGAAUCAGAAACUUUGUAGCGGGGCCCAUCAGUCUGAGUUUUAACAACCCCCAAGUGAUGCUGAUGCACACUUAAAUUUGAUAGUCACUGCCCUAGAUAUUCCAGGCGUGGUGCUGGAAGGACCUUGCGACCAACCAGCUUUCCCUUUUCGCCCUAGAAUGGGUAAUUGGGGAGCUCACUGCAGUUCCUCCCGCAAAUGGGAAGGUUGUUUACGAGAGGCACACACAUUUCGCUAUAUUUAAGGCGCAGGAAGUUGUUCCUGUACUCUAGGUCAAGGGGUCGCUUCCCCUUUUGCCUCCACCUGCACCAAAUCGCCGACUGGGUUGAAUUUGAGACCCAGCAGGGGUCGCUGCUGCCCACAAAGAAAGACCGAGGGAGCGUGGCAAGCGAAGCCCAGAAUCUUUGACAUCACACUAAGCUCCUCCUUGCACGCACACAUUAUACACACACACAAACAUAUACAGACACACACACAGACGCCGUACUCCUCUCUGGCCGCUCGCUCCCACUACCCCCGAGCCGGCCCCUCCCGCGGCAAGCGUGUGCCGGGCGCAGCCACCCGGCGAAGCGAGGAGCGAAGCGCCCAGAGCCCGAGGAACCGGCGCGCAGCAGUAGCGGCCGCCGCGCCUGCAGCCGGACUCGCUCGCCCGAGCGCUCGGCGGCGGCGACGGGGACACCCAAGGCAGCACCCCGGGCUCCGAACAGCCGCGCCCGCGCCCGCGCCCGCCGGGGCUGGAGGGCGCAGAGCCGCCACCUCGCACGCUCCUGGCCCUCCUGUCACCCCUAUGAGAGAAGGAGAAGCCGGUCGAAGGAGCAGGACGCUCGGCAGCUGGACUCCUCUGCAAGGCCGGAGCGCCCCCUCCUCCUGCGCCCCUCCGGGGCCCGAGGAAUGGUAUACCGCCUUCGUGAACAUCACCUACGCCGAGCCCGCGCCGGACCCCGGGGCCGGGGUGGCGGGCGGCGGCGGCACCGAGCUGCACACCGAGAAGACCGAGUGCGGGCGCUACGGGGAGCACUCACCCAAGCAGGACGCCCGCGGGGAGGUGGUCAUGGCUACCUCGGCCCACGACCGCCUGGCCUGCGACCCCAAUACCAAGUUCGCCGCCCCAGCCCACGGCAAGAACUGGAUAGCCCUCAUCCCCAAGGGCAACUGCACGUACAGGGAUAAGAUCCGGAACGCGUUCCUGCAGAACGCCUCCGCUGUGGUCAUCUUCAACGUGGGCUCCAACACCAACGAGACCAUCACCAUGCCCCAUGCAGGUGUAGAAGACAUCGUGGCAAUAAUGAUUCCUGAGCCAAAAGGGAAGGAGAUAGUAAGCCUGCUGGAGAGAAACAUCACCGUGACGAUGUACAUCACCAUCGGAACCCGGAACUUGCAGAAAUACGUGAGCCGCACUUCGGUUGUGUUUGUCUCCAUCUCCUUCAUUGUCCUGAUGAUCAUUUCCCUCGCAUGGCUCGUCUUUUAUUAUAUCCAGAGGUUUCGAUAUGCAAAUGCCAGGGACAGGAACCAGCGCCGCCUGGGAGAUGCAGCCAAGAAAGCGAUCAGCAAGCUCCAGGUCAGAACCAUCAAGAAGGGUGACAAGGAAACAGAGCCGGAUUUUGACAACUGUGCGGUUUGCAUUGAAGGGUACAAGCCCAACGACAUUGUCCGGGUCUUGCCCUGCCGGCAUCUUUUCCACAAGUCCUGUGUUGACCCCUGGCUUCUAGACCAUCGCACCUGUCCCAUGUGCAAGAUGAACAUUCUUAAAGCCCUAGGGAUCCCGCCCAAUGCCGACUGCAUGGACGACUUGCCCACCGACUUCGAGGGAUCUCUGGGAGGUCCACCAACCAACCAGAUCACCGGUGCGAGCGACACGACCGUAAAUGAAAGUUCAGUCACUUUGGACCCUGCUGUCCGGACUGUGGGAGCCUUACAGGUGGUCCAGGAUACAGAUCCCACCCCACAGGAGGGAGAAAUCAUCUUUACUACCAACAGUGAGCAGGAACCGGCUGUAAGCAGUGAUUCUGACAUCUCGCUAAUUAUGGCAAUGGAGGUUGGACUGUCUGAUGUAGAACUUUCCACUGACCAAGAUUGCGAAGAGGUGAAAUCUUGAAAUGGCAAAUACAGAAAACAGAGAUGGUAGGACCCAAGGGGAAGGAAGAGAGGAGUGCCCCCAAGACUUGGACCGGGCACACACACCUCCAGAACACGUUGGCAACUCCAACGGCGCUCCCCUCAAGAAUGGUAACGAAAAGCAAUAUCCAAAGUCACGUUCAUCAGGAUGCAGUUUCUCCAUCUCUGCAACAGUCCAUGGCCUUGGCAGCUGGGAAGUUGAAAGCUGAUUUUCCCUUCCAUGUCCUUGUAGACACACACUUCAGAAGCUCCUAAAACAGACUGAAGGACAGUAUUAGGGCUUCUUAGUUUCAUUUCCAUUUUUUCCAGGUCUUGUUCUCUUGUUUUUUGGAAUGUCGUUUGAUUUCUUUGGCAGUUUCCUUUUAAAGGCUGUGUGUAGUUUACUUUACAUCCACGUCUUUGUUUUUCCUUUGACUCACUCCAGCUUUUGUAUAGAGUUCCAUUUAGAAGCACCAGUUCUUGCUAUGAUGAGUUUGUAUUCCAUCUCUGAGAUUAAUGGCCUUGACCUCUCAGCCUGAAGUGUGCAUGGCUUUGGGAAGUGCCUCAGCACCCUGAAACAGUCUAAGGACAGCUUUCAUUAAGAAUCUAAAUUCUUUUAAGUGGAUUUUGAAGAUCCCAGCUGCCAGAGAUCCCCAACACUAAACUCUGAAUCUGCUGAGGCCACUGCUCCUUAUUUUCAGCUACAUCACCCUGGCUUCCACUUGCCAGGCUCUGUUAAGGGUCCUUGUGACAUGAGAAGGAAGCUCUAGUGGGGCACGUCAAUUUGUCUGGGCCUUACAGUCUUUGGCUGAAAUUCUGAACUCAGAAGUGCCCUCCAGAGCAUUAACUCCAUUCUUCAUGGCUGUAGGGCUUGUAACUGGGACUGCAAGCCUGGUCUUAAGACCAGACACCACAUAUUCUUCUCAAAAGUAAAAUGUCUGUUGUAUUGGUUUCCCCAAGGCUAGAACAGUCCUUUGUUACCUCUACAAGUGGCUUCUGCAGCAGAUGGAAGCUUUAGAAAAGAUCCAAUCAUCUUUGAGCCCAGUCUCCAAUGCAGUGGGGGCUGCAAAAGCACCUAGCUUUUACUUUAGUUCCAACACACUUCUAUUAAAGCUUGCCAGACCUCGAGGAAGGAUUUAGGUGAAUCCUUAGAAAAUUGCUUACCAGGGCUUCCUGAGUGCAUCCAGAUACCAAGUGAGAAGGAGGUGUGAUUUGAUACACCAUUUGAUCUAAAAGGUACAGCAUGGAAAUUUGCUAAAUCAAGUUUCUCCUGACUGAGAGAGACAAAGAGGGAAAGGAAAAGAGGUAUCAGAUGAAUACUAAAACCCACCGGCGUUUUUAAACUGUUUAUGUUUUUAUUCUUUUUUUGUAACUAUGACAGAGAUGUGCUAUUUUUUCAGUGGGCAAUUUUGUAAUACAUGUAGACUCUACAGGUGCAGAGAUGACUAAGGUAGUGAAUAGUUUUCUCUGGACAAUCUUGGAUCACCUCAUCCUCUGUAAGAAGGCCGUGCUGCUGCUUGGGGAAACUAGG
Molecule: messenger RNA, 3671 nt
Organism: Ceratotherium simum simum (southern white rhinoceros)
Lineage: Eukaryota; Metazoa; Chordata; Mammalia; Perissodactyla; Rhinocerotidae
Source: RefSeq, a predicted model, not a curated record